GUCCCCAUCCCACGGAUGUCCCCAUGGUGUCCCUGCACUGUCUCCUCAGAGGUGCCCUGGGUGACACCACGGUUGGCCUCCCGCACCCCAACGUCCCUGCGCAUCACCUGGCCCCAGCCCCUCGUUCCUCCUGAUGGCUACCGGGUGACACUUGUCCCCCUGGAUGACCCUGUGGCCAUGACAACGCACGAACUGCCCAGCUCUGCUGUCGCCUUCUCAGUGACAGGGCUGUCUCCAGGCCGCCCCUUCGAGCUGCUGGUCCAGGCCCGGCGGGGGCCGCACCUGGGGGCACCCGGGGUCCUGCGUCUGCGCACAGCACUCAUCCCGUCUGUGCCUCACUAUGAGGGGUCCCCAGGGUCGCCUCAGGGCUCCCUGGGGUCCCCAGCAGUGGCACCAUCAGUCCGAGGGCCCCCAGAGUCCCCAGGAUCCCCAGGGUCCCUGGGGUCCCCAGGGUCACAGGUGUCACCCAUAUCACCAGACUUGUCCUUGGGGUCACCCGGGUCUUUGGGGUCACCAGCACCCCACAAGGUUCCAGCAUCUCCAGUAGCUCGAGGGUCCCUCGGAUCCCCAGCACCUGCAAGGUCAUCAGUGUCACCAGAAUCCCCAGAGUCACCAGCAUCACCAGAAUUCCCAGGAUCAUCAGUGUCACCAGAUUUCUCAGUGUUCCCAGAGUCCCCAGAGUCUCCAUUGUCCCCAGAGUCCCCAGAGCUGCCAUGGUCCCCAGAGUCCCCAGUGUUUCCAGGGUCUCCUCCACCCCCGUGGUCCCCAGUGUCCCCGUGGCCCCCACUGUCCCCAGGCAUCCCCUCCCUGCAGGACCUGGUGGCCCGGCUCUCCACGUACAGUGGAUCCCUGCUCCAGCGUCUUGAGAGCCACCUUCGGGCCACCAACUUCCCACUCCGUGGCAACCAGACAGUGCCAGGGGUGGCCCGUGCCAUCCUGGCCUACAUCCUGCGCCGGCACCCAACCCUUGGGAGAGGACAGGGACCCACAGGGGAAAGUGGAAACCAGGAGCCAGUGCUGGAAUGGGGGGACAUGGAUGGGAUGAAGCUGACAGAGCCAUGGACGGACGUGGGGAAAACAGUCAAAACCGAGCCAGAAGAGCUGCAUCCAUCCCGGCCAGUCCUGGGUGACCUCAGUGUCACCAGCAUCACCCCCAGCACCAUGCAGCUGCAGUGGAAUGUCCCUGAGGGCUCCUUUGACUCCUUCAUGCUGCAGUACCGGGAUGCCCAGGGCCAGCCCCAGGCUCUGCCCAUCGAUGGCAGGUCCCACUCAGUGACAGUGCCGGGGCUGUCCCCAUCUCACCGGUACCGCUUCCACCUCUAUGGGCUGCGGGGUGAGAAGAGGAUCGACCGUGUCUCCAUUGAUGUCAUCACAGCUGCAGAAGAGCCAGAGGAGCUGUCCUUGCCCUCAGAGGAGCCCCAAGAGGAGAAGUCCCAAACUGAGGCCCCUGCAUCUGAUGCAUCCCCAGCACAGGCAGCACUGGGGGAGCUGAGAGUCACCAGCAUCAGCCCUGGCUCUGUGCAACUGCAGUGGAGCAUCCUUGAGGGCUCCUUUGACUCUUUCAUGCUGCAGUACCGGGAUGCCCAGGGCCAGCCCCAGGCCCUGCCUGUUGAUGGAGAGUCCCACUCAGUGACAGUGCCAGGGCUGUCCCCUUCCCGGCGGUACCGCUUCCACCUCUAUGGGCUGAGGGGCAGGAAGAAGAUUGAUCAUGUCUCCACCGAGACCAUGACAGCUGCAGCAGAGACAGAGGAGCAGCCCCUGCCCUCACAGAAGCCCCAACAUAAAAAACCUCGAACUGAGUCCCCAGCAUCUGAGGCACCCCUUCUGCAGGCGGUGCUGGGAGAGCUGAGAGUCUCCAGUGUCACACCCAGCUCUGUGCAGCUGCAGUGGAAUGUCCCUGAGGGCUCCUUUGACUCCUUCAUGCUGCAGUACCGGGAUGCCCAUGGCCAGCCCCAGGCCCUGCCCAUCGACGGGAGGUCAGACUCAGUGAUGGUGCCAGGGCUGUCCCCAUCUCACCGGUACCGCUUCCACCUCUACGGGCUGCAGGGUAGGAAGAAGAUUGACCAUGUAUCCACUGAGGCUGUGACAGGCGCAGAAGAGCCCGAGGAGAUACUCCUUCCCUCAGAAGAGCAAAAACAUGAGAAACUUCAAACUGAGAAGCCCCCAUCUGAGGCCCCCAUGGUGCAGGCAGUGCUAGGGGAGCUGAGAGUUUCCAGUGUCACACCUGACUCUGUCCAGCUGCAGUGGAGUGUCCCUGAGGGCUCCUUUGACUCUUUCACACUACAGUACCGGGAUGCCCAGGGCCAGCCCCAGGCCCUGCCCAUUCAUGGAGGGUCCCGAUCAGUGACGGUGCCAGGGCUGUCCCCAUCCCGCCGGUACCGCUUCCACCUCUAUGGGCUGAGGGGCAGGAAGAAGACUGACCGUGUCUCUAUUGACAUUAUCACAGCUAGUGAAGAACCCUUGCCCUCAGAGGAGCCCCAACAGGAGAAGCCCAAAACUGAGUCCCCAGCAUCUGAGGCACUCCCAGCAAGAGCAGUGCUGGGGGAGCUGAAGGUCUCCAGUGUCACAGGCGACUCUGUGCAGCUGCAAUGGAAUGUCGCAGAGGGCUCUUUUGACUCCUUCAUGCUGCAGUACCGGGAUGCCCAGGGCCAGCCCCAGACCCUGCCAAUCGAUGGAGAGUCCCGCUCAGUGAUGGUGCCAGGGCUGUCCCCUUCCCAGCGGUACCGCUUCCACGUCUAUGGCCUGAGGGGCAGGAAGAAGAUUGAUCACAUUUCCACCGAGGUCAUGACAGGAGCUGCAGAAGAGCCAGAGGAACUGCCCCUGCCCACAGCGGAACCGCGGCAUGAGAAACCCCAAACUGAGGCCCCCCCAUCUGAGGCCACUCCAGCAAAGGCGGUGCUGGAAGACCUGAGGGUCUUGAGCGUCACCCCCAGCUCUGUGCAGCUGCACUGGACUGUCCCCAGUGGCUCCUUUGACUCCUUCAUGCUGCAGUACCGGGAUGCCCAGGGCCAGCCCCAGGCCCUGCCUGUUGAUGGGUGGUCUCGCUCGGUGACAGUGCCUGGCUUGUCCCCGUCCCAGCGGUACCGCUUCCACCUCUAUGGGCUGCGUGGAGGCAAAAGGAUUGACCGUGUCUCUACCGACACUGUCACAGCUAGUGAAGAACCCUUGCCCUCAGAGGAGCCCCAACAGGAGAAGCCCAAAACUGAGUCCCCAGCAUCUGAGGCACUCCCAGCAAGAGCAGUGCUGGGGGAGCUGAAGGUCUCCAGUGUCACACCUGACUCUGUGCAGCUGCAGUGGAAUGUCCCAGAGGGCUCCUUUGACUCCUUCAUGCUGCAGUACCGGGAUGCCCAGGGCCAGCCCCAGGCCCUGCCCGUUGAUGGCGAGUCCCGCUUAGUGAUGGUGCCAGGGCUGUCCCCUUCCCGGCGGUACCGCUUCCACCUCUAUGGCCUGAGGGGCAGGAAGAAGAUUGAUCACAUUUCCACCGAGGUCAUGACAGGAGCUGCAGAAGAGUCAGAGGAACCGCCCCUGCCCACAGAGGAACCACAGCAUGAGAAACCCCAAACUGAGGCCCCCCUAUCUGAGGCCACUCCAGCAAAGGCGGUGCUGGAAGACCUGAGGGUCUUGAGCGUCACCCCCAGCUCUGUGCAGCUGCACUGGACUGUCCCCAGUGGCUCCUUUGACUCCUUCAUGCUGCAGUACCGGGAUGCCCAGGGCCAGCCCCAGGCCCUGCCUGUUGAUGGGUGGUCUCGCUCGGUGACAGUGCCUGGCUUGUCCCCGUCCCAGCGGUACCGCUUCCACCUCUAUGGGCUGCGUGGAGGCAAAAGGAUUGACCGUGUCUCUACCGACACUGUCACAGCCAGUGAAGAACCCUUGCCCUCAGAGGAGCCCCAAGAGGAGGAGCCCAAAACUGAGUCCCCAGCAUCUGAGGCACUCCCAGCACGAGCAGUGCUGGGGGAGCUGAAGGUCUCCAGCGUCACACCCAACUCUGUGCAGCUGCAGUGGAGUGUCCCUGAGGGCUCCUUUGACUCCUUCAUGCUGCAGUACCGGGAUGCCCAGGGCCAGCCCCAGGCCCUCCCUGUUGAUGGCGGGUCUCGCUCAGUGACGGUGCCAGGGCUGUCCCCUUCCCGGCGGUACCGCUUCCACCUCUAUGGGCUGAGGGGCAGGAAGAAGAUUGACCAUGUGUCUGCCGAGGUUGUAACAGGCAACCCAGAGGAUCUGCCCCCAUCCUUAAAGGACCCCACAGAUGAGGCAUCCACAACUGAGGCCCCUACAGCUCAGGACCACAAACCUGAGCAUUCCCAAACUGAGGCCCCCUCAGCACAGGCAGUGUUGGGAGAGCUGAAGGUGUCCAGUAUCACACCUGACUCUGUGCAGCUGCAGUGGAGCGUCCCAGAGGGCUCCUUUGACUCCUUCACACUGCAGUACCGGGACGCCCAGGGCCAGCCCCAGGCUCUGCCCAUCGAUGGCGGGUUGCACUCAGUGACAGUGCCAGGGCUGUCCCCUUCCCACCGGUACCACUUCCACCUCUAUGGUCUGUACAGAGGGAAAAGGAUUGACCACGUUUCCAUCAACGUCAGCACAGAUGCAGCAGUGCCAAAGCAGCUGCCCCUACCCUCACAGGAGCCCCAACCCGAAGACACACAACCUGAGCAGCCCCAAACUGAGCAGCCCCAAACUGAGCAGCCCCAAACUGAGGCCAGCCAGGGACACGUGGUGCUGGGGAAGUUGAGGGUCUCCAGUGUCACCCCCAACUCUGUGCAGCUGCAGUGGAGCGUCCCUGAGGGCUCCUUUGACUCCUUCACGCUGCAGUACCGGGAUGCCCAGGGCCAGCCCCAGGCCCUGGCUGUUGAUGGCGGGUCUCGCUCUGUGACAGUGCCAGGGCUGUCCCCUUCCCAGCGGUACCGCUUCCACCUCUAUGGGCUGCGGGACAGGAGGAGGAUUGACCGCGUCACCACUGAUGUUGUCACAGCUGACCCAGAGGAUCUGUCCCUACCCUCGAUGGACACCCCAACUUGGGGCCCCCCAGCUGCGGAUCAUGAAACUUCACAUCCCGAAGCCGAGGCCCCUCCAUCUGCAGCCCCCUCGGCACGGGCAGUGUUGGGAGAGCUGAGAGUCUCCAGUGUCACACCCAGCUCUGUGGGGCUGCAAUGGAGUGUCCCAGAGGGCCGAUUUGACUCCUUCAUGCUGCAGUACCGGUUGGCCCAGGGCCAGCCCCAGGCCCUGCCCAUCGAUGGCGGGUUGCACUCAGUGACAGUGCCAGGGCUGUCCCCUUCCCGGCGGUACCGCUUCCACCUCUAUGGGCUGAGGGGUGGGAAGAAGACUGACCGUGUCUCCACUGACAUCAUCACAGCUGAUGGGGAAGCUGCAGCUGUGCCAGAGGAGCUGCCAGUGCCCUCAGAGGAGCCCCAGAAUGAACAACACCAAACUAAGGCCCCAUCUGCAACCACCCCAGCACGGGCAGUGGUGAAGGAACUGAGAGUCUCCAGUGUCACACCCGACUCUGUGGAGCUGCAGUGGAGAGUCCCUGAGGGCUCCUUUGACUCCUUCACGCUGCAGUACCGGGAUGCCCGGGGCCAGCCCCAGUCCCUGCCCAUUGAUGGCGAGUCCCGCUCAGUGACAGUUCCGGGGCUGUCCCCUUCCCAGCGUUACCGCUUCCACCUCUAUGGGCUGCGGGGCAGGAAGAGGGUCUACCAUACCUCCACUGAAGCUGUUACCGCUGCAACAAACUUGGAUGAGCUACCCAUGCCUUCAGAGGAGUUCCAACCUGAGGACCCCCAACCUAAAGAUCCCCCAGCUGAGUCCCCAUCAACUGACGCCCCCUCGGCACGGGCAGUGCUGGGGGAGCUGGAGGUCUCCAGUGUCACAGGCGACUCUGUGCAGCUGCAAUGGAAUGUCCCUGAGGGCUCCUUUGACUCCUUCAUGCUGCAGUACCGGGAUGCCCAGGGCCAGCCCCAGGCUCUGCCCAUCGAUGGAGAGUCCCGCUCAGUGACGGUGCCAGGGCUGUCCCCUUCCCGGCGGUUCCGCUUCCACCUCUAUGGGCUGAGGGGAGGGAAAAGGAUUGACCGUGCCUCUACUGACAUCGUCACAGCCACAGCCAAGACAGAGGAGCUGCCCCUGCCCUCAGAGGAACCCCAACCUGAGGACCCCAAAGGAAAAGACCCCCCAGCUGAGGCCACUCCAUCUGCGGACCCCCUGGCACGGGCAGUGCUGGGAGAGCUGGAGGUCUCCAGUGUCACCCCCAGCUCUGUGCAGCUGCAGUGGAAUGUCCCUGAGGGCUCCUUUGACUCCUUCACGCUGCAGUACCGGGAUGCCCAGGGCCAGCCCCAGGCCCUGCCCAUCGAUGGCGGGUCCCGCUCGGUGAUGGUGCCAGGGCUGUCCCCUUCCCCGCGGUACCGCUUCCACCUCUACGGGCUGAGGGGAGGGAAAAGGAUUGACCAUGUCUCCACUGAGGCCAUCACUGGCGCCCCAGGGACCCUCUGGGUGGGCUCUGUGUGGCCCCGCAGUGCCUGGCUGCACUGGGACACCCUGCAGGCCCCCCCUGAUGGCUAUGAGCUGGAGUAUGGCCCCCCCGGCGGACCCCAGCAGAGCCUGUGGCUACCUCCUGAGGCUACAUCACAGCAGCUGUGGGGGCUGGAGCCGGCAGGACACUAUGGGGUGCGGUUGUGGGGCCGAGGGGGAGACCCCCAGACAGCCCCCCUCGAGGCCACCUUUGACACUCCCCCCCUCCCGCACCCGCACCCCCGGGACUGCGCCGAGGAGCAGCUGAACGGGCCGGGCCCCUCGCGGGAGACCCUCAUCUUCCUCCGGGGGGACCCGGCCCGGCCCCUCCGCGUCUUCUGUGACAUGGAGACGGACGGCGGCGGCUGGCUGGUGUUCCAGCGCCGCCAGGACGGGAGCACCGACUUUUGGCGGGGGUGGGAGUCAUAUGCCCGCGGCUUCGGCAACGUCAGCGGCGAAUUCUGGCUCGGCAACGAGGCGCUGCACGAGCUGACGAGCGCGGCGCGCACGGAGCUGCGCGUGGACCUGCGCACCGCCCGCGACGCCGCCUUCGCGCUCUACCGCGACUUCGCCGUCGGCGGCGCCGAGGAGCGGUACCGGCUCCGGGUGGGAGCGUUCAGCGGCACCGCCGGGGAUGCCCUCUCCUACCACUCGGGCAGCCCCUUCUCGACACGGGACCGGGACUUCCGAGACCCUCGGGACCGCCGGGACCCCUCGGGGCGGCCCCGGCCCCCACCCUGCGCCGUGGCCUACGGGGGAGCCUGGUGGUACCGCAACUGCCACUACGCCAACCUGAACGGGCGCUACGGGACCCCCCGAGACCACCAGGGCAUCCACUGGUUCCCCUGGAAAGGCUUCAACGUCUCCAUCCCCUUCACCGAGAUGAAGCUGCGGCCGCAGCGUGGCUGAGGGGACUGGGGGGUCCCCUGAGUGCUGGGGCUAAGGAAUACCAGAAUCUGGGGGCCCCCUGGAUGCUGGGGGGUCCCACAUGGGAUCUGGGGCAUUCCAAAGGUGAAACUUUUAUUGGGGGGUAAAUAAAAGCUGAUGGUGACUCCC
Molecule: messenger RNA, 7554 nt
Organism: Passer montanus (Eurasian tree sparrow)
Lineage: Eukaryota; Metazoa; Chordata; Aves; Passeriformes; Passeridae
Product: tenascin-X-like
Exons: 26
Coding region: 16-7407 (2463 amino acids)
Molecular function (GO): protein binding
Source: RefSeq, a predicted model, not a curated record